Messenger RNA from Alternaria novae-zelandiae, 591 nucleotides. RefSeq lists its product as uncharacterized. Lineage: Eukaryota; Fungi; Ascomycota; Dothideomycetes; Pleosporales; Pleosporaceae. Gene Ontology annotation, molecular function: molybdenum cofactor sulfurtransferase activity. Gene Ontology annotation, biological process: molybdopterin cofactor metabolic process. The transcript has 2 exons. The record is from RefSeq and is a predicted model, not a curated record. The coding region runs from base 1 to 591 and encodes 196 amino acids.
AUGAAGUGCUUCCAACGUGCCGGGCCACGACCCAUGAUUGCCAACGAUAAUAAGCACUGGAACGAAGACAGUGAGCGACGUGCUUACAAUGAUCGGAUCAGUCGUAUGCGGAAGAUCGAGUACCCAAUGCUUGAAGAUCUGACGUACCUCGAUCAUGGCGGCACGACGCUCGCACCCAAGUCUUUACUCAAGUCCUUCUGCGACGAGAUGCAAAGCACUCUCCUCGCCAAUCCUCACUCUGAUUCAUCCAACCCGAGUUUGACUGCCGUCAUGGUAGAGCAAACCCGGCUUGCUGUCUUGAAGAUGUUCAACGCCGACCCCGUUCACUUUGAUGUCGUCUUCACCGCUAAUGCCACUGGUGCCAUCAAAUUGGUGACAGAAGGAUUCUCUGGAUACGAGAAAGGAUUCGAUUACUGUUAUCAUCGUAACAGCCAUACAAGUCUGGUUGGUGUCCGAGAGCUGGCCAAUCGUAGCCACUGUUUCGCAUCCAAUGAGGAGACAGAAGACUGGCUCGCCGGAGCGAACGACUCUUCCUUCGAAGGUCCUCUUGCGGGGAGACCAUUGUUGUUUGCGUAUCCAGCGCAGUCGUAG